AUUCAUUUGGGCCACAUACUAUAUAAACAUACACACACCCAUUCUGUAUCUAUAUUCAUUUUCAUUUUUUAGGGUUUUACACAUUCUAUGGCACCUCGAUCUAAGCUCUGUCACUGCAAUCUCUUCAAUUCGUUUCGUUGCUGUUGUUUCUGCUCUUGUUAAUUUAGGUCUUGAUUGUAAUUGUGAUUGUGUUUGUGUUUCAUAUUGUUUUGAUUUGAUAUCAGUAGAGACAUAUUUCGCGAGUUGUGAUGGAUUUGAGUCAUUCGCAGUCGAGUAAUUUGAGUUUGGGGCUACAAACUCACCGAUCGGAUGAUUCGAUCUCGUUUCAGAUCGAUUCCAACCGCCGAGAUCGGUCCAAAUCGGUGCCGUCGGUUCCGCUUCAAUUGAUGGAGCCCACUACGGAGGAGGAGAGUGGGAAUGACGAGGGGGAAGGAGGUGCUGACGUGGAGGAGUUCAGGAUUCUAGGGCAUUCCAUGUGUUUGAAGAGGCGGAGAGAUAGUGAGUCUUCGUCAUCGAGUUCGGUGUCGAGGAGGUGUGUUGAGCAGCCGAGUUUGGAGGCCAGGAGGAAGGCGGUGAGGGCGUGGGGGAAUCAGCCAUUGUGUGUGGCGGAUCCUGAUGUGUUUGGGAUCAUGGAGAAGGAGAAGGAGAGGCAGUAUAAGGGGAUUGAGUUGAUUGCGUCGGAGAAUUUCGUGUGUCAGGCGGUGAUGGAAGCUUUAGGGAGUCAUUUGACUAAUAAGUAUUCCGAGGGGAUGCCGGGUGCUAGGUAUUAUGGUGGGAAUGAGUAUAUUGAUGAGAUUGAGAAUCUUUGUAAGGAUAGGGCUUUGCUUGCUUUUGGUUUGGAUUCUGAGACGUGGGGUGUCAAUGUGCAGCCGUAUUCGUGUACUUCAGCUAAUUUUGCUGUUUAUACUGGGUUGUUGUUGCCGGGAGAUCGUAUAAUGGGGUUGGAUACACCUUCUGGAGGGAAUACUAGUCAUGGGUAUUAUACUCCUAAUGGGAGGAAAGUGUCUGGUGCAUCAAUUUUCUUUGAGAGUCUUCCUUAUAAAGUGAACCCGCAGACUGGGCUUGUGGAUUAUGAUAAGCUUGAAGAGAGGGCACUUGAUUUUCGACCCAAGAUUUUGAUAUGUGGUGGGAGUUCGUAUCCAAGAGAGUGGGAUUAUGUGAGGUUUAGGCAAAUUGCUGACAAGUGUGGUUCGGUCUUGAUGUGUGAUAUGGCUCAGAUUAGCGGUCUAAUUGCAGCAAAGGAAUGUGUAAGCCCCUUUGAGUACUGUGACAUUGUCACAUCAACAACUCACAAAAGUCUUCGAGGUCCCAGAGGAGGUAUUAUUUUUUACAGAAAAGGCUCCAAGCCAAAGAAAAGAGGGCUUCUUUUGAAUCAAGGCGAUGGAAGUGAUAAAUAUGACUUCGAGGAAAAGAUAAAUUUUGCUGUCUUUCCAUCCCUUCAAGGUGGCCCCCACAAUAAUCACAUCGCUGCCCUUGCGAUAGCGUUGAAACAAGUAGCUACCCCAGAGUACAAGGCAUAUAUGCAACAAGUUAAGAAAAAUGCUCAAGCCUUAGCUGCUGCUCUGUUGAAGAAAAACUGCAGGUUGGUCACUGGAGGCACUGAUAAUCAUUUGUUACUCUGGGAUCUCAGAAAUCUGGGAUUGACAGGUAAAAGCUUUGAAAAAGUCUGUGAAAUAUGUCAUAUCACUCUUAAUAAAAUUGCCAUCUUUGAUGAUAAUGGCAUGAUUACACCUGGAGGAGUAAGAAUUGGUACUCCUGCUAUGACGUCUCGAGGUUGUCUGGAGUCAGAUUUUGAGAUGAUGGCAGACUUUCUAUUUAGGGCUGCACAGAUUGGAACUUUGGUUCAAAGGCAGAAAACUUCUUUGAAGGGGCUUCAGAGCAACAAAGAUAUUGUUGAACUCCGUACCAGGGUAGAAAAUUUUGCAACCCAAUUUGCAUUGCCUGGGCUUGAUGUAUAAAGAUUCUCUGAAUGCAACUGGCUCUGCUUCAUUAAGCAAACACAAAACCACAUCCGAUCAUAUGCAAAUAUGGAUCUACUUCUUGAGUCAGCAUUUUGAUACAGCAGAUUGUGGACUGUUAUAAGUAUCGAGUAACAACCCUACAUCAUAUCACACGUACUUCUAUAUCUGUUGUGAUCGCGCACUGUGGAUUAGGUAGACGAUAAUGCUGCAAAGCCAGAAGUUCAUUAGAAUAGUUGUGAAUACACUUCUUAAAUUUCCCUGAACAUGAAAAUAUUUUUUGGAGACCUUGGCAAGUAUAAUAUAGCCCGAGUACAGGGAUUAUUGGACCCCUAAUGUUAUUGUUUGUUCCAAGCAAAGACAUUGGUUGAUAAUUGUGUUGUUCCCGGGUCUGCUGUUCUAUUUUGUACUUGCAUAUUUGAUUUCUCAUACAAUAUACAGCGUAGGCCAUUUGUUUUUGUUUGA
Daucus carota subsp. sativus is the source of this 2423-nucleotide messenger RNA. Its product is annotated as serine hydroxymethyltransferase 7. Gene Ontology annotation, cellular component: cytoplasm. Bases 249 to 1958 code for a protein of 569 amino acids. Gene Ontology annotation, molecular function: zinc ion binding; pyridoxal phosphate binding; serine binding. The record is from RefSeq and is a predicted model, not a curated record. The transcript is spliced from 4 exons. Gene Ontology annotation, biological process: tetrahydrofolate interconversion; folic acid metabolic process; L-serine catabolic process. Lineage: Eukaryota; Viridiplantae; Streptophyta; Magnoliopsida; Apiales; Apiaceae.